Messenger RNA from Spodoptera litura, 6083 nucleotides. RefSeq lists its product as uncharacterized. Lineage: Eukaryota; Metazoa; Arthropoda; Insecta; Lepidoptera; Noctuidae. The record is from RefSeq and is a predicted model, not a curated record.
UAUUGCUUGGCAGACAGUAGUUACAGAAUAUUUUUUUAUCGUGUGCAUCUCUUGCGCCCGUACAUCGUCCUUCCUCUCCUCCUAAAAUUGAAAUGAAGUCUGCAAAUAUCGGUCGACGAUGAUGACGUGAUUUAAGUUCAGACUGUCAGGAAAAGGUAAGGCGCAAUUACCUAUAACAAUAGCUAGGAUACUCGUGGUUAGAAAUAUCUUUAUAAAAUAUCGGCAGUCAUGACCUAUGCACAUUUUCGUCGGUAAGAUAUAGGUACAACCCCUUCAUACACUAGGUACCAUUUUAGUGACCAUCUAGAUUUAAAUGCAGUUGUGUAUCGGUCUUAUAUUUUGUGUUUAUUAUUUAGGUACCUUAGAUUACGAUUUAAUUACCUACAAAGAUUUGGUCUGUCAUUUAAUUUUCUUGACGAAUGACGAAUAAUAAUAAGAUGACAAAGACAUUGAAAAAAAGGUAAGAUGGUAUGUACAUAGUAGGUACUUACAUAUAUAAUUAUGACAUUUUCGUGCUUGCAAAGCAGUACCUACAGUAGGUAACGUACCUACGAAUGUACUUAAUAUACUCUUUGGAAUUGGAAUGUACGACACGGGCGUCCCAUAGUCUGCCUACUCCCAUGGGAGACAGGCGUGAGGUUAUGUAUGUAAUAGACCGUACUUCUUCCUCUACCUUUAGGUAGAGGUACUUAUUAUAAUCAUUGUUACUGACAUCGCUGUAAAAAAAAUUACUGUCAACUUGACAAGAGGAACCAGUUUUAUUUAUUGUAUCGUUUUUAUAUUUUGUACCUAGUUAAGUUUAUAUUUUAAUAACGUUAAUAUUAAACAGUUAUGGGAGUAACCGUAACAAAUCAGCAGUUGUGUCCAUCGUGUGCAUGUCAUCGCGAUUGCCAAGGGUUUCAAAAGUUAGCAGAACUCAAAGAAGCUGGUUUGGUGGUUUAUUGUCACAAUAAACGUACAAAAGAUGCUAGACCAGACAGCACGGCUGAACAAGCUGAUACAUCUCAGAACGUGUUUAUUCUACACAACACGAAAGAUGUGAAAUUAAAAUCUUCCGAUUUAAAAUCAGAACUCGAAAGAAAAGAUGUAUGCUGCCCACGAUGUAGGAAAGCCUACCAGCAUGUUCAAAAACUCAUACAAAAAGUGACGUCCAUAGACAGGAAAAAAGUAAUGGGCCUAUGCGACCAUUGUCGUAAAAAAGCUGAAAAAAAGAACAAAACAUGUUCUACGUGUGAAGAGAUUGUGAAGAAAUUCAUAUCAGUUAAGGGUCAACAAAAAGAAGACACAAAACAGUUCAUUAAAAUAUGGCUUUCAAAGAUGGGGGUUUAUUUUAAAGAGCCUAUAAAAUUUGACCAAUCAUUACUCGACGAAAUAGCUCCAGGUUCUAAAGACACUGGUGAAUCUCAUGACGUAAACCUUGAUCAGUUGGCUCGAAAAUCGUCUAUGCCGAAACGGGAGCCGGAAGUUCAAGAAAUGUUUAUUUCAGAAGCACAUAAGUCAGAUUCAGAAUCAAAUAUAGAUACCAAUAUACAAAAACGUCCUAAAUUAGUACAAUUAGUAGAUAAUAAUCGACCUACGGUAUCGAGCGACAUCUCUUUACUUCAUAAACCUCACGAAGGAAAAAUAGAAGUACCACUUUCAAAACCUGUAUUCAUUCAGUCAGAUGCGACUUUUGUGGAACCAUAUUCAAAUGUCAAUGCACAAAUUAAAAGUUCGUUAAAAGAAAAAGAGGAACCUAAGUCCUUAGGACGUUGUGAUGAUACGUUAAUAGAUGCUAAAGAAGCAAUUAAAAAGAGACAUGAUAUCAGCUUGAGACAGAUGACACAAACUGAAAAAGAACUGCCAUCGAAAAGACCGCAAGUAAAUGAAAUUCCGAAAGUGGCACCAUGGGAAAAAGAUUAUGAUUCGAAAUAUUACGGCGAAUCUGAAACAGAUAUAAAAAUUAAAAAGGCUUAUGUUAUUCGCAGUCAAGAAUCCUUAUCAGUAAAAAGUGUUAAAUAUGAAGCACCAAGACCCUCACAAAAAGAUUUACGAGAUCGUCAUGGCCUAGGUAAACAUGGUGACCAUAAAAUAAAAAAGGGUAUUCAGGAUUUUGACUCAAGUACUCAAGCAUUGACCGACGAAGACGUAUUACAAACAAUUAAUGAUAGGGUUAAAUCAAAACAUCGAGUACUUAAGCAUAAAACCGGACAUAAAAAAUCACUUGGACCUAAAAGAACUGCAGAGAAUAUUACUAAAACACAAUUUAGUUUCUUUUUCCCAAAAGUACCAGAGAAAGAAAAAAAACCAGAAAUUGACAUUCAUUCAUCACAUCUAAUUAAACUUACCCAAGAAAAGUUCCGUCUGCAAGCUGAAAAAGAGGACAAAAAAAGACGAAUGAGAGAAGAAAGGAAAAAGCGUGCCCAAACUCAGAAAGAAACCCCGGCAAUGACUGGUGGAAAAAUGGCAAGACAUGAAUACGAGAGAGAUCUUGAUCGCUCAAAAGAUGAAAAGUUUACGAAAGCUAAGGCUAUGGAGGAGAUGGAGACAAGAAAAAUAUCUGGGACUGUACAAACCAAAGAUAAAAAAGUUGAAGAACUAGAAAAAAUUAAAAGAGAUGUAAAAGUAGAACUUGAACACAAAUAUGGAAUUGAUGAACAAUCCGGAAAAACCAAACGGGACUCUGGUUUCAAACCGGAACAGGUAGGUAGGACUGAUGAAAUAAGUAAGAAAAUAAAAAGAGAUGGUCAAUCAAAAUUUGAAACCGAUAAACUGAGUGAGAAAGCCAAGAAAGACAUAAAAUCAAAACCAGACAAAAAGUUGGCAAUUGGUGAAGUUGAUGAAAAAUCCAAGAAAGACGUUAAGUUGAGACCUGAAGAGAGAGAUGUAUCCGGUAAAGGAAGUGAAAAAGCCAAGAGAGACAUAAAAUCAAAACCAGGUGAAAAGUUUGCAACUGGAGAAGUUGGUGAGAAAGCCAUGAAAGAUAUAAAAUCAAAAGCAGGUGAAAAGUUUGCAACUGGAGAAGUUGGUGAGAAAGCCAUGAAAGAUAUAAAAUCAAAAGCAGGCGAAAAGAUUGCAACUGGAGAACUUGGUGAGAAAGCCUCGAAAGAUAUAAAAUCAAAAGCAGGCGAAAAGAUUGCAACUGGAGAACUUGGUGAGAAAGCCUCGAAAGAUACAAAAUCAAAACCAGGCGAAAAGAUGGCAACUGGAGAAGUUGGUGAGAAAGCCACGAAAGAUAUAAAAUCAAAAGCAGGCGAAAAGAUUGCAACUGGAGAACUUGGUGAGAAAGCCACGAAAGAUACAAAAUCAAAACCAGGCGAAAAGUUUACAAUUGGAGAAGUUGGUGAGAAAGCCACGAAAGAAGUUAAGUCAAAACCCGAAGAAAAAGAUGUAUCUGGUAAAGUAAGUGCGAAAGCUAAAAAAGAUAUAAAGGAACGUACGGAUCAAUUAGGUGGAAUUGAUGAAAAAGGUGAGAAAAUCAAGAAGGAUACCAUAAAAGCAAAACCAGAACAAGGAAAACUCGACGAAUCGUUAGGAAAAGUGGAAAAAGGAUUAAAGUCAACCCCCGAAAAACCAGUCAAAUUAGAUGAAGCAACCCAAACUAAAAAAGACGUUUUAAAAAUAUCUGAAGCAAAGGGAGCAGGUGAAACUAGCAAAGAAAAAGGAGUAGAAACAAUUAAAAAAGGAACGAAAAUAGGUGAACAAAAAGAAAAAGAUGAAUUAAAAAUAAAAAAGGAUAUCAGGCAAAAAGCAGGAGAAAAGGAUAGUACUCUACAAGAAGCGGUUAAAAAGGACUUGAAACAUAUAUCCGGUAAAAGGAGUAAAACAGAUGUUGCAGACAAAGAUGAAACUGAAAUAAAAUCAAAACAGGAUCAAAAACUACAAACUGAAGAAGCCGAUGUGCUUAAAAAAGACGGCACAUCUAAAUCAGACAAAGAACAAGCGAAAAUUGAUGCAUUAACGCGAAAACAACUUGAGAAACAAGAACAGGAAGAAAAAAUAAAAAGAGAAAAAGAAAAGAAAGAAGAUCAAGAAAGGUUAAAAUUAGUAGAACAGUUACAUAAAGAUAAAGCGUCAGCCAAAGUUCAAGCCGCAAAGGACGCAGCCAAGCAACAAACUACAAUGGACGCGCAAGAACCAGGGAAAAAGAAAGGGAAAAAGGGAGCAACGUCUAAAAAAUUGGAAGAUGAUACAAAAGGUUCUUUAAGUCACGUUGAGGUAUUACAGAAAUCACUUAAAGCUGACAAAUCAAUCGAUGCACAAAAAACAUUAACAAAGAAGGAACUUUUAAAAAUUGCUCAAGAAGAACAACUAGAAGCAAAGAAAGCAAAAGCUGCUGCUGCAGAUGCUGCUCAAUUUAGAAAACUACAAGAACAGCUUGUAAAAGAAAAAGAUAAAGAGAGAUUAAAAAGAUUAGAUGUAAAUGCUAUCUUCGGACUUGGGAGAUCUGAAGGAAAACGAAAAAUAAGUAAAACUAUAAAAAAGCGAGUGCUAAAACCGUUCAACGUUUGGAAAUCAGUUCGUAUAAAACCAGGUAUGACUCCAUCACAGAGAAGGCUGCCUAAGAAUCUCGACCCUCUAUUGAUGAAGGCACACAGACGUCAUCAAAUAACCGGCCAAAUGUGUCCAUCAUGUAUACUUUGUUGUGAUUCUGAAUUGGAAAUCGAGUUUGAAAGCUAUUUAAAUGAACUGAAAAGAAGGGAAAAGCACAUUAUUAUUGGCGAAAGAAUCUACAAAAAUAAACAAAUCGUUGAAAAAGAACAUAAAGAACCAAAAAAUGUUCCAAUGCUUUUUCAAGCAGGAUUUAAUGAUGAAAAUAUCCAAGCAAUAACUGACAAAGUUGCCCCAGAAGAUAAACUAGACCCAGAAUCAGCAAAACGGAGGAUUACUCCGACAUCAUCAAAAAGAAGUAUUAAAUCGUUUGACACAGACCCUGGCAGAGGCAUUAUAAGGUAUGCCUUAUCAGAUCGCACCUUCAUUGAUAAGGGUUGGACCAUGCUGCCUACAGAGAAAGUUGUACGGAAGAUGAAUGUUUACCGUAUGCGUCCAGCACAUCCUGAAUUUGAUUGGUUUGAACACAAUAAAAAUAAGCGGUUAAUGACAUACGACUCGGGCGAAAGGCUAGCAGAGUUUGAUGAUAAUGGACGUGGUCGCUGGUACUACAGGAAUGGACGACUAGCUCUAGAUUAUUACGAUGCACAAGAAACCAAUGCUCAACAACGUUUCGUUAUAUACAGCAGCGGUGAACCCGAUGAGCGUGGUCGCAGUCAUCCUAUUACAAUACUAGCCACUUUUGAUUAUCUCGGAAAUGGUGUAGUUUUCGAUCACGCGGGCAAGAUACGACUUAAAUACAAUCAAACAGAAGGUGUGGUACUAGACCGUGGAAUUGGUCCUGUUUCACAUUGGAAAUGGCAUACAUUGAAUGAUCCCCCGGUCCUUCAGCAAGUCAUGAUAGAUACUCAAAUGGCUCACAAAGAUCCUGAAAUCGUUCAGCUUGGGUCCAUCGCAGACACAAGACUUCGCCCGGAUAAUGAAGAAAUGUUAGCUAUAGAAUUUGAUAAUUUUAUCAAAGAGAAAAGUAAGAAAUUGUCUCAAAAAUUUAAACCGUUUCAAAUAAAGAUGAAAGCUUUGAAGAUCAAUGAACAUUUUUCUUUGAAAGUGCUAGACCAAGCUACUAUAUAUCUCAUUUAUAGAGAUGGUUCAACGAAUCUUAAGCUUAAUAUUGGUAUGAUAUUGGAUCACCAGGAAAUUGUGGACACCGAUACUGCAGAAGUGGGGGAAGUGUCGAACAGUUUGGAACGGUUCCCAGCUCGUACUGAUAGUCUUGCAGGUUUACAACGCAGUGUGGCUUACGCCCAGCGCUACGAGAGACAGCGUGCGGAGCGAGAUCGACGGUUACGGAGACCAGAACCCCAUGCUAGUGUAGAUAAUUUGACUGCUGCACUAGCUCCACCUUUGCGACCUCCUUUGCUAACGGUUAAUGGAUCAUCAUCGGGUGUUGAAUAUUGUAAUUGUAGAAAACCUGCAAAUAAUCUGUACUAUAAUACUCGUCUUCUUUGAUGGAUAUAUGGACUUGUUAAAAAUUUUCUUUAUACUCGGUAUGU